Molecule: messenger RNA, 1767 nt
Organism: Cololabis saira (Pacific saury)
Lineage: Eukaryota; Metazoa; Chordata; Actinopteri; Beloniformes; Belonidae
Gene: myoz1a
Product: myozenin 1a
Exons: 6
Coding region: 234-1175 (313 amino acids)
Cellular component (GO): Z disc; actin cytoskeleton
Molecular function (GO): telethonin binding; actin binding; FATZ binding
Source: RefSeq, a predicted model, not a curated record
CCUCCUCCCGUCUUGACACCAACAGUCCUGCCGCCCACACCCCCAACCCUCUCCAAGAUCUGCUUUCUGAGUGCUGCUGGGUGGGUUUUGCACUUUCCAGGACCCGAGUCCAUCCAUACGUAGGGUCAGAGGCACAUAGGGAUUUGUAAACUUGUGAUCGAGAUCAAGAUCUUCUUCACCAUUUGAUAUUUAUAGUUCUACUUCACCUCCCAGGAUCACAACAGAUACCCGCCAUGCCUGCUGGAACACCUGCCCCCGUACACAAGCGGAAAAAGUCUUCCAGAAUCAUAACUGACCUUUCACACAUCUCUCAGAAUGAGUAUGAGUCGGAGCCAGAAGCAUCUGAGUUUGACCUGGGAACAAAGAUCCGGGUUCCCAGAGAGAUCAUGCUGGAGGAACUUUCUCUGAUGAACAACAGAGGCUCUAAGAUGUUCAGAAUGAGGCAGCAGAGAGUCGAGAGGUUCAUCUAUGAAAACAACCCAGAUAUCUUCAGCAGUGAGUCCAUGGACCACCUCCACCACCUUGUUCCCUCUCUGGGAGGUCAUGUGGGAGGUCAGAUAAUAAAUGUCGGUGGGCAUCAUGUUAGCAAAGAGCAUGGACAUCCGUAUUUAGGAGUGAUACCUGUAGGAGGGCCUCCUGUGCCUCCACCAAAACCUGGAAGCAAAGGUGCAGGAGCAGGAGGAGCAGGAGGUGCAGGAGGUCAUGGUCAUGGUCAUGGUCAUGGUCACGGCGACAAAGAUGGAAUAGGAGGAGGAUCAAGUGAGUUGUCUCACAAAGGAAGUGGACACGCUGGAGGCAGCAAGCAUAUUAUGGCUAAGACAUAUGUAUCACCAUGGGAAAAGGCCAUGAAGGGUGAUGAGAUGCUGUUAGCUACUCUAAGAUCUGAAAUGCCUGGUCCUAUUGAUAAAAGGGAUCUGCUCAAGUACAAAUCUUUCAACAGGAGUGCCAUGCCUUUUGGGGGCUAUGAGAAGGCCAACCAGCUCCUUAAAUUCCAGCUGCCAGAAGCUCAGGUGACCAAAGAGGAGCCUGAACCGGCAGUGGUGUACAACCAGGAUAUUGGCUGCCGGCCUUCCUUCAACCGUACUCCUAUUGGCUGGGUGGGCAGCAGUGAGCCCAGCAGUUUUCAUAUGGAGGCAGAUGCUGUGCCAUUUGAUGGAGAGACCGAUGAGCUUUGAAAACAUAUACAUACUGUGAUUACACCCACUGUGCACAUACAUACAUGCGAGCAUGACUGUAUGAACUUACACUUAAGCAUGAACACACAAAACUUAAGCAUGAACACACACAUGACAAAUGAGUGAAUUUCAAUUUCUCACUGAUAAUUGAAAGUGUACAUGACUUGUGGCUAAGCUCUGAUGUUGCCAUUUUUUAAGUUGUAAAGCAAAGAGCUAGGCUUCAGAUGUUAUGGUGAGAUUAAAAGUCAAACCUUUUGUCAAAUUUUCAAUGCUUUAAUUAGUUAGAAAGCUUGUUCUCAAAAAAACAUGCAAUUUUCAGAAACAAGGAAAUAAUUAAUCAUGUGGUAAGGAUAGACGCUUGUGAAAUUUUACAUUUGAACAUAAUGCAUGUUAUAAAUGUAAACUUGUUACCAUUUUUGUUAUUUCAUUGCCCUUUUAUUGCUGUUAAGAUUGUUGGAUAAUUUGUAAAUCCACAAUGCUAUCCUACUCAGCAUGCAAGCUGUUGCUAAUCCCUAUUGAAUCAAGUGUUUUGCCAACAGUAAACUGUAACACUCUUCUGGUUAAGUGAAUAAAACAUUAAGAACAAAAAUAA